Molecule: messenger RNA, 1716 nt
Organism: Cheilinus undulatus (humphead wrasse)
Lineage: Eukaryota; Metazoa; Chordata; Actinopteri; Labriformes; Labridae
Product: DNA damage-inducible transcript 4-like protein
Exons: 3
Coding region: 214-795 (193 amino acids)
Biological process (GO): negative regulation of signal transduction
Cellular component (GO): cytoplasm
Source: RefSeq, a predicted model, not a curated record
AGGAGGAAUGUAUAAAUAUUCCACAGAAGUUUUGCUUGUCGCUGCAGUGUGUCUGUAUGUCUGUGUGUGUGUGUCAGUGUGGGAGAAAAACGGUAUGCGCGUGAAUUUAUUUAUGAGAAACCGUCUAAAUUAAAACAUUUUGCACUUUAAUAUUCAAGGCAGCUCUGCUAACCACAGGAAAAACAGCCCACUCCUGAAAUCAAGACUGCCAACAUGGUUGCUACAAGCACUUUAAAGACCAAAAGCAGCGAAUGCAUCACAGACUUGGUUGACAGAAGAUAUGACCAGGCUUGCAUCGAAAAGGAACUGGACUUCUGGGAUCACUGCCUAGCCGAACCCCAGAGGAAUGCAGAUAUCGCCGAGGACAGAACCUGCCAGCAGCUAGCCAAGAUGUUCGAAAACUGCCUGUCACGAGCUAAGAAGACGACCCUGCACUGCUCCUCUGUUCUGGUACCAGAGAAGCUCACACGAAAGAUAGCUCGUGAAGUCCUACGGCUCUCAUCCUGCGAGCCCUGCGGCCUGCGAGGCUGCGUCCUCUACGUCCACCUGGAGCUGGAAAAGGGCUGCAAGCGGCUGGAGCGCAUCGUGUAUGAUGCCACCGUGGUGCCAACAUUUGAGCUGACUCUUGUCUUCAAGCAGGAUGGCACAGCCUGGCCUAGCCUACGGGACUUCCUUUUUAUGGGAACAUGCUUUGCUCCGACUUUCAGGCAUGUACUUAAACUAAGUCCAGGUUUCCGGCUUGUUAAGAAAAAACUGUACUCCUCCUCGGCUGGCACCGUUGUAGAGGAGUGCUGAACUAUGGGAGGGAUUAGAGCAGGAUAUCUGGUUUCCUGUGGGUACAUGCACUUCUGCCCUAAUGUAAAUGACACUUAAGUGGUGUCUAAUUUUCUACAGUGUUUUUGUACAAUAGUUUGUCAGUUCAACUCUUAGUAGCCAGCAAGUUCAGUUUGGGAAGUGGGAUAUUCAAAUGUUAAAGGCUUUUGCAUAUAUGAGCCUGAUAGUUCUGGGUUUGCCUUCAGUGUUUCUAAAGUGCUUUUUUUAUCAGCAAAAUUGUUAUAUUUGGGGUGUUUUUUUUCUAAUUGGAGCAUUUGUAGCUCAGACACAAUUGAAACUGUACAAUUUGCAGAUGAAUGUAAAACCGUGUUUGAGGGGACAUACUGUGGGUACACUUUGUUAAAGACACUCGCCACUUUGUUGAUGCAUCUGUGUGUUUCCAGAUGCAUUGAAUGUGUUCAGCUUGUAUAGGAGACUGUAAUCUAGUCUUUGGGGGCCAUAUGUAGCUAGUUUGCAAUGUUUUCAGAGCUGUGGAUGUUUUUAGGAGUGAAUGUCUUGUGAUGAUGCUGCUGUCACGGUGUGGGCUCUCUUGCUGUGACGAUGUGGAUGCCUUAAAUGUUGUGGAAAUGUGCUUUUUUCACUUGGAUCACUGUUUGUCUAGUGUGAAUGUUUUUAAUGUGUAAUAAUUCUUAAAACUCCCAUCCCCAGACUUGUUAAACUCAGAGCCUUAAUAGAUAUUUAAAAGGAUGGUUCACUCAAAUGUAAAAGUUAAUUUGUUUUAAGUGUUAUUUGGGAUAAAAGAAAUUACUAGAGGUCCAACUGGUAAUUUUCUUUUUUUUUUCUUCCUUUGAUGAAUUCCCUGCAAUUUUUUAAAAUGCCUUUGAACUUCCUGUUGAAGGAAACUAAACCUUGUCUGUUAGACAAUUAAAAGUUUAAACUGAA